Messenger RNA from Vitis vinifera (wine grape), 4806 nucleotides. Its product is annotated as histone-lysine N-methyltransferase ASHH1. Lineage: Eukaryota; Viridiplantae; Streptophyta; Magnoliopsida; Vitales; Vitaceae. The coding region runs from base 3061 to 4302 and encodes 413 amino acids. The transcript has 10 exons. Gene Ontology annotation, cellular component: chromatin; nucleus. The record is from RefSeq and is a predicted model, not a curated record. Gene Ontology annotation, biological process: regulation of DNA-templated transcription. Gene Ontology annotation, molecular function: protein binding; histone H3K36 methyltransferase activity.
UUUUUUAAAAAAAAAUCUUUAUUUUUAUUUUUAUAUUUUCCUUCUUAAGAAGCAACUUGUGAGAAGAUUUUCUAGUCCAAAUAAUGAGGUUAGGAUGGUCUUUGGUAAAUUGGUGUAGUCUUUGAAAAACUAAUUUAGAAUCAACAAACCAUAUUUUAGUUCACUAUGAUAAAGUCUGGUUGCUAUGUUAUAUAUUAUUUGCUAUUUUUGCGAUUCAAAUGUAGUUUUUUUAUUAGGUUAGAAGGCUUGGGAUGUGAAUAAAUGGUUGAGGAAAGUGUUGUGUAUGACUCCUGCUUUCUUUUUUUGAUGCUUGUGGAAAGAGCAUAACAAUUGGUCUUUCAAUGAGGUGGAGGUUUUUGAACAAGGAUUGAAGGAGACUUUGAUCAAAUUUCUUGGGAAUGGUUUAUUGCUCUUUGUUAGAUUUCGUUGAUGGCUUAAGUAAAUGAUAUUAGGUUUUUGUAUGGCUGUUUAUUUUCAUCCUUACAUAUCUAAUCUCUUUUUGUCUAUCAAAGCAUCAUGAUAAUAAUAAUUAUUAUAAUAAUAAUAACAAUGGUAAUAAUUAUAAUUAUAAUAAUUAUAAGAAUAAUAAUAAUAAUUUUAAGUUUGAGUGUCUAAUUAGUCAUGUAUAUGUGUAUGUAUGGUUGAUAUGUAUGAGUUUAUGUGCCACCUUCAAAGUUUUGGCUUUCUAAAUUCAUUAUUAUUUCCUUUCUCAAAGAGAAGAAAAAAUGAAAAAAAGAAAAAAAAAAAAGGAGUUUGAUUUCAACAUCAUAUUCAAGUUCAACAUUUAAUCACUCAAAUAUCUACUCCUUAGUAUUUGCUACAAGAAUAAAUAUUCUUAAUUCAAUCUUUUCACUUAUGAUUCCAAUGAUGUUGCAUUUGAGACUAGAAAAGUUCUAGGGGGAUUUACUUUGAGGGGGUGUUUACUUGAGGCAAGUUGCAACUGGUGAAGUGAUUGACGAUUUACAAGGAAAAAGAGUAAAGGGGCUUGGAAUUAAAGCCUUAUCUUCUCUUUAUAUUGUAUUGCUUGGCAAGGUGGUGUUUGAAAUUUUCACGAGAAAGAAUGUUGCCUCUAAGACUAGAAAAGCUCCAAAGGGAUUUCCUCUGAUGGUGUUCACUUGAGAGAAAAUUGCAUUUGGUGAAGUGGUCGAUGAUCUACAGGGAAAAUGACAAAAGGGGCUUGGAAUUAAAGCCUGAUCUUCUCUUUAUAAAGCAUUGCUUGGCAAGGUGGUGGUUAAAAUUUUCACGAGAAAGGGGGCUAAAGAGUUAAAUUUUGGAAGAAUGAUUUGUGUGAUGAAUCACCCUUUUGUGUAUUUUUUUCUUGAUAGGUACACAUUUCUGUGUAUCUCUCUCCCUUGUGUAUUCUGUAGUUAUGUUAAAAAAUGCCUGGGUUGUAGAUGUUUGAGAUGUUGUGGAUGAGAGGGGUUAUUAGAACCCUUGAUUCCAAAGACAAUUCCUUGAUUUGGAAUAGAAAGCAUAGGGUCUGUCUUUUCAAGGCUUUCUAGAGGGAGGGAUGCUAAGGAAUCGUAGGGAUAUUUUAGUUUGUAGGGGCUCCAAAGAUGGUAAAUUCUCAAUUAAAUCUUUCCUUUUCAGAGUUGGAUGAUGGUGUUGUGUUUCUUAAGAAAGAGGUUUAGGAUUUGUUGGUGCUCAUAAAAAGUUAAUUUUUCGGUUGGGAUGCAGUUUGGACUAAGAUUCUCACUUUAGAUUAGUUUAAAAGGAGGGGUUGUUGUUUUGGAAAUUGAUGCAUUCUUUGCAAAAGUUGAAGAAGAAUCAACUUCUCAUGUUCUCUUACAUUUUAAAAGCAACAAGGACCCUAUGAGAUUUUUUUUUUCCCUCUAUUUUUGGUAUUAUCGGGGUGGUUCCUUCUUCAGUUUGAGAGGCCUGAUUGGGUUAGAAUGAGAAUUUUGUGGGCAAAAAGCAGGGGAAGAUACAGAGAUCUAUGCUAUUGUGUUUAUUUUGGAUUAAUUGGCAGGAGUGCUUUGAAGACGUGGAGUAAAUAGUUCAAGCACUGAAAAAACUUAUUCAAAUGUCCCCUUCCUUCUGGUCAAGAAAGUCUCUUCAUGCAAGAUCUGUCUAUGCUAUGUUUCAUUAAUUGAAAUAAGCUCUUAUUGAUAAGAGGAUGCUGGUUUUCCUUUUCUUUUUCCUCUAUGUGCUCUUUGUACACUUCCCAGACACUUGGGUUGCACCCACCUUGUUAAUAGAUUUAUCUUUGCCUAUUAAAAAAAUCUAUUUCUGAGCACAACUAUGUAGUGUUUCCAUGUAGAAUUGUUGUACCUCUCUUUUUCCCUUUUAUCAGUAAUUUGUAAUCCUAAAGUGCAUUUAAAGAAAUAUAAUAAUUUCAUUAAUGAUUUUUUGUUUUGAAAUUUAAUUUUUCUCAAAAAGUAUUAAACAUAGUGUGGAGUGUACUUUGGAGCGUGUCUUGUAUGUUAUGAUAAACUUAAGAUAUGGUACAUAUCAGGAUGUGUAAUAUUUUACAUAAAACAAAUAUCAUGUCUUACAUUGUAGUAUGCAUUUUAAGUUUUUAAUAACUAUGCUAGCAAAAAUGAUUAAUACUUUAAUGUUAGUACUAUCAUUCAGCAUCAAUUUUUUCCCCUCUGUUGGGGCUUGGUGAAAGGAGGAAAAAAGGUGGAGGGUGGUGGUUUUGGGAGGGUAGGGGAGCUAUUGUACCAUCUUCAUUUGAAAAUUGUAAAUACUAAAAUUAAUAAGGGGGAUUCAUGAAAAUUCAUUUGGUCCUCUCAAUGCUAAUUAAGGAUGAUAAUGAGGUGGGCUUUUUUAGGUGACCUGGCUUUCCCCUUUAGGAUUGACUUGGGGAAAGUGCAGUCUAAAUAGGGGAGGGUUCAAGAAUUUUAUUUCUUAAGCACGAGUUGGGUUGGAGUUAUGUAGGGUUUUAUACUAGUGCACCCUGAUUAUGUAUUAAAGUUACAUUUACACCCCCAAAGAAUCACUUAGUUGCCCAGAACCCACCUAUAAAAGCAAAAUGUUUUCCAUAUCUCAUACUCACUUGUCACAAACACAACCUUCUUCCUUGACGGUGUAGCCCUAACCCUAAGUCAUCAAGUCCCAAUGUCCCAGUCCCAAGCACCAGCAGUCCGGCGCACCCACAGUCGCCAACAUGUUGCCUCAUCAGCUUGUCGCAUUGAUCCUCAUGGUCGAUUUGAUCAACAAAUUGAAGGUGUACGAGUCUACAUACACAUCAAUAAAAAUGAUUUCUCAUAUCGAGAACACAUAAAGCAGGAGGAGGAUGAUAUCACUAUUUGUGAAUGCAAGUACAACACCAAUGAUCCAGAUAGUGCAUGUGGAGAGAGGUGCUUGAAUGUAUUAACUAGCAUAGAGUGCACGCCUCACUAUUGUCCUUGCAGUGUGCAUUGCAAAAAUCAGAGAUUUCAGAAGCAUGAAUAUGCUAAGACAAAGUUGUUCAGGACUGAAGGCCGAGGGUGGGGUCUUCUUGCCAAUGAGGACAUUAAGGCAGGAAGAUUUAUUAUUGAGUACUGUGGGGAGGUAAUUUCAUGGAAUGAAGCAAGGGAAAGGUCCCUAGCUUAUGCAUCUCAAGGCAUCAACGAUGCGUAUAUAAUUUCUCUGAAUGCCAGGGAAUGCAUUGAUGCCACCAAAAGUGGAAGCCAGGCUAGAUUUAUAAACCAUUCAUGUGAACCAAAUUGUGAGACAAGGAAGUGGUCAGUUUUGGGGGAAGUUAGAAUUGGCAUAUUUGCAAUGAGAGAUAUAUCCAUUGGAACGGAACUGACUUAUGAUUAUAACUUUCAAUGGUAUGGUGGUGCCAAGGUUCAUUGUCUCUGUGGUGCCACCAGCUGCUGUGGUUUUCUUGGGGCGAAGUCUCGUGGAUUCCAGGAUACCGAUGUAUGGGAGGACAUUGAUGAAAGAUGCUCACUGGAAGAUAAACCUUCCUUAUCCAUGCGACCAGAGUCCAUGCCAAAGAAAAGGUCAAAAAAUAAUCAUAAUGGACCAUCAAGACCUCUCAACAGAGAGCAAGUUGAUGCUAAAUUUGUUGCCCAAUUCUUAGCAUCAAAGGAAGCUCAAGAGGAGAUCCUAAAAUAUGAGGAACAAAGGGAGGAGGCCUCAUCCCAUCUCCACUUGUUAUACAAGGAUGAAGUUGAACCUUCCAUAAAAGAAAAUGAAAUAUAUGGUAUAGAUGGUGUGCCAGCCAGUGUGGCUGAGAAAUGGAUAAGGGCUAGCUGCAUGAAACUCAAGGCAGAGUUUAAUCUUCAUUCCUCCAUUAUCAGAAAUAUUGCCUGCACACCUCAAAGAGCACCGGAUGAAGCACAACCUUCUGAAGGAGAACCCAAGCCUUGAAGGAAGAGACAUUGAGAAUGAGAUGAAGUGUUUGAUUCUUUCUCAACCAUGCACCACAUCUCUUUGUAAUGGCUUUUUUCACAAGUUUGUGAACUUUGAUGAUAGAUCCAAACGCUGUGAUGCGCAGAGCUGGUAUUCAAGGGUCUUUUAUAAUUCAAAUUUCUUAGUUGAAGUUGUUUCUCUCUCUGAAUUUACAUUUUGGAAACGGGGAUGUUUAGAAAAUGAUCCUUGCUUUCCUGGAAAAUGACCCUUUUCACCUGAAAAGCUUUCUUGAAAAAAAUAAGGUUUGUUUGGAUUAUGUACUUUUCUGAGUCUAUCUAAUGUUUGGUUUGAUUGUUGGUUCACUUUUUGUAAUCUCCUGUUUGUUAAGUUAUAGACAUCUAUGUAUGAAUAUUUAAUUUAUUGGUUUGAUCUAAAUUUGUACAUUGUGGAAGGAUGCCUUAUCCUUCUUAAUUCUUUAAGGCUACGUUUGGUUGGCGGUAUAUGAUAUGAAUGUCCGAAUAU